AUGCAUGAGAUACCGCGGUUCGAGCAGCGGAGACACGUGGGGACUGCAAAAUCACACCGCCGCUUCGCCUUUGCGCAGGCGGAGCAAGACUUUUGGCGCGGGAUUCCACGAUUUUGCAUCGCGGCCAUGGCAGUGUGCUUUUGGUUUUACUUUGCGAACCUUUCGGGCCUCUCGGAUUGUAUCAAGUGCAGCUGUCGCGAAGCAUUGUUAGGUGGCGCUGUGGCCCGUCACCUACGCAAGGCCAAUGCAACAGUCCAUGCCCUCGUCCGCCAUGGGACUAACGCUAACGCGCUAAUCGAAAACGGCAUCCGAGUGUUUCGUGGAUCCUACGACGACGUGGAUUCGCUCAAGGCCGCCCUUAACGGCGUAACCACAGCAUUCCUCAACUUCUCCCCAUCUUUCAGUGAUUUCGAGGAGGAGCUCCGCCACGCUAAGACACUAGUAUCGGCAGCCCGGGAGGCCCGCGUCCAGCACAUCGUGUACUCAAGUUCAUUCGGCCUCGAGGAGGAUGAGCUAUCCCGACCCGGCCUCGACCCGAACGGCAUCGUCGCUAAAAUCUAUCAGAUAAAGAGGGAUGUCACCCGGGAGAUGACUACAUACCCCUCGUACACGAUUCUACGUCCAGCUAAGUUUCUUAGCGACCUCAUCGGCCCUGCGGCCAGAUGGUUCGGCGAUCUCACCACCACCGGAGUCUUUGAGACUGCUCUUCCCAAGGUGUGA
Messenger RNA from Parascedosporium putredinis, 720 nucleotides. The record is from the annotation of a GenBank genome assembly. NCBI's taxonomy places the organism in Eukaryota, Fungi, Ascomycota, Sordariomycetes, Microascales, Microascaceae.